This is a messenger RNA of Symbiodinium pilosum, 2697 nucleotides long. The record is from the annotation of a GenBank genome assembly. Lineage: Eukaryota; Dinophyceae; Suessiales; Symbiodiniaceae.
GGAUCAGAGCAGAAAAAGGAAGAGACCAACAACACAGACAAAGCGAAGGAGGCAAAGCCUGCCGACGCUGAAAACAAGAAGGAUGAUGACAAGAAGGAAGAGAAGCCUAAAGAGGCCGACAAGAAGCCGGAUGACAAGAAAAGCGAUGCUGAGGUGAAGACGGAAAAGAGCGGAGACAAUGCUGAGAAGAAGGAUGAGAAGAAGGAAGAGAAGAAGGAGGAGAAAAAAGAGGAGAAGAAGGAAGACAAAGACGACAAGGGUGCUGGUGACAAGCCGAAGGAGGACAAAUCAGAAGGCAAGGGUGCCGAAAAGAAGGAGGACAAACAGGACGAGAAAAAGGAAGACAGCAAGGCACCGAAGGAGGAGAAAAAGGAGGAUAAGAAGGACGAUAAGAAGGAGGAUAAGAAAGAGGAUAAGAAAGAGGACAAGAAGGAAGAGAACAAAGAAGAGAACAAAGAAGAGAAGAAAGAGGAGAAAAACGAGGAGAAGAAGGAUGACAAGAAGGAAGACAAAAAGGAGGAGAAAAAGGAGGAUGAGAAGAAGGAGAAAGACGGAAAGAAGGAGGAGAAACCCGAGCCAAAAAAGGAAGACAAGAAGCCUGAGGCCAAGGCGGAUGAUAAGAAAGAAGAGAAGAAAGAGAAGGACUCCAAGGAUGAGGCCCCACCUCGACCACCGCCUGGUCCCGUUGAGGACCCGGGCGGCCAGCGCUUAAGCAGGCACGUGGCUUCCAUAGCAAGCCAGGAUGGGGGAGAAGCUGCACUGAAAGGAAUCCGCGAAUUCUUUGGCAGCCGGGAGGCUGAGCUGGAGAAAGCGCUAGAAGCACAGAAGAAGAGGCAAGAAAGGAUGAUAGCAGAAAUGGAGCGCCAAACGGAAGAGAUUCAGAAGAAGAUGGAGGCGCAGCUUCAAGAAGAAGUCCGCGUUGGCACUGAGCUACGAGAGCGGAUUGAAGCGCUGCAGGAAACCUACACCAGCGUCAGUGACCAGCUGGAAAUGUCCCAGAUUUCCAACGAGAAGCUGCAGGUUGAUCGGGACGAGCUCCGCCAGGAUGUGCAGAAGCUUGAAGAGAUGCUUAAGGAAGAAAAAGAUAGGAAUGAACAGCAGAAAAAGGAGGCCGAAGAAGCAGCAAAAAAGAAGGAGGAAGAGCUUGCGAAGCUAGAAGAAAAGAAGAAAGAGCUCACGGUCACCGUGAGGGAGCUCGACAAGCAGAUGCAGGCAGAGCGCGAAGCGGCAACGAAGAAGGAAGAGAAAAUCCGCACCGAGCUGACCGACACUCGAGAAGCGCUCACCUCUUCAAGGAAUGAGACCAGCCGAGUGAUCAGCGACUUGAAGACGGCUCGAAUGGAGAAUGCUGCCUUGAACGAGAAGGUACGCAGUGUUGAAGAAAGCCUCGCAGCAUCAAAAGAACAGCAGGAGUUGCUGAACGCCAAGCUCAAAGAGGUCAUGGAAGAAGGCGCAAGACUGCAGAAGGAAACUGACACGUUGAGAGAGGCCGCCAAGGAAGCAGCAGGACGUGAGAAGAACUAUUACGAGAUGAUGAAGAAAUUUGCGGCGAGGAGCAAGGAGCUAGAAGAGCGGCUUCCGGUCAUGGAGGAGGAGAACAAGCGCCUGCUUGAGAGGAUAAGUCAGCUGGAGGUGGUGGCUGAAAAUGAAAAGAAGCUCUCCAAACAGCUGGAGGUGUCCACAAGCGAAAAUGAGGAGCUUGCCAAAGAGCUUCAAAGCCUCGAAGCAAGCUUGAAGGGAAAGGAGAAAGACAUCGAAAAAUUGAACGUGGAUUUGGAGACCUCCAAUAAAGAGAAGCAAUUCAUCACGAAGAAGUCGGAAGAGUUCAAGCAGCAUGCUGAGAAGAAGUUCCGACAAGCCGAAGAUAAGAUCUGGGCAACUACUGAGAAGGUUGUGCAGGCAAAGGCUGAGACAAAGUAUGCGCUCAAAGCAGCUGAGAAAGCAAAGCAGGACGCUGCAGAAGAGAGAAAGGAGAUGGCCAAGGCUGCAGAGAAAGCGCGCCAAAGAGCCGAAGAGCGGGUGCGCGCGGAAGCAGAAAAGGCAGCCAAAGCUCAGUCCGCUGCAGAACAGGCUGCCGCGGACAGAGAGAAGGCCUUGAAAUCGGCCCAGGAAACAAAAAAGAAAGCUGAGGCUGAUAAAGUAGCAGCCAUCGAAAAGGCCAAUGCGGCACGGAAAGCAGCCGAAGAGCAGGCUAAAAAGGAUGCCGCAGAGGCAUCCAAGGCAAAGAAGGCUGCAGAAGACGCGAAGGCAGACAAGAAGUAUGCUCUCGCAGAUGCUGCUGAGGCAAAGAAAGCGGCUGAAAAAGCCACACAGGAAGCCAUAAGGGCUGCUGAUGAGGCCAUAGCAGCUGCUGACGAGAGAGUCAAGGAACAGACUGCUGCUGCCGACGCGGCCUCUAAGGCCCAGAAGGCGGCCGAGGUUGCCAAGGCAGAUGCCUUGGAGGAAGCCCUGCAAGCACGGCGAGUGGCCGAAGAGGCAAAGCUCGCCGAGCACGAGGCACUCUCUGAGAUGAGGGAGCUGACGCAGAAGCAGGCCAUGGAUCUGCAGUCCAAGGCAGAAGCUGCAAAGGCAGCUGUAGAGGAGGCGCAGGCUGCGCAGGCCAAGCUCAUGGAACAGGCUGAGAAGGCCCGCAAGGCUGCCGAGGAGAAAGAAAGGCUUGCGACCGACCUAAAGACGUCCAGUGGUGCCUCCCGGUGA